AUUGCCUCCGGCCACUAAUAACUGCCCAGGGGAAGCGCGGGUGCGUGCCCCCAGCCGCACUCCCCAGCCCUCUUUCUCCUCUGCUGCUAGGAUGGAGGUGAUGGACGCCUGCCAGUUUUCUCCAUCCGAGUUCUUCUACGACAGCUCCUGCCUCUCCUCCCCCGAGCGGGGCUUGGCCGAGGGCCUGGAGCACAGGGUGUCCUCCUCGGGAGCCCGCCCACGAGCCCCUCCGGGCUCCGAUGAGGACGAGCACGUCCGAGCCCCCACGGGCCACCACCAAGCCGGCCACUGCCUCCUGUGGGCUUGCAAAGCCUGCAAAAGGAAGUCCACGACCACGGACAGGAGGAAGGCCGCCACCAUGAGGGAGAGGAGGAGGCUGAAGAAAGUCAACCAGGCUUUCGAGACCCUCAAGAGGUGCACCACGGCCAACCCCAACCAGCGCCUGCCCAAGGUGGAGAUCCUGCGCAACGCCAUCCGCUACAUCGAGAGCCUCCAGGACCUGCUGCGGGAGCACGUCCACAGCUACUACGGCCGCUCCGAGCCCGCCAGCCCCGCGUCCCCCUGCUCGGACGGCAUGGCCGAGUGCGGCAGCCCCGCCUGGGCCAGGAGGAGCCGCAGCUUCGACGCCGUCGCCCUGCACUGCGCCGCGGAGCACCCGGGUAAGGCCGGCCCCGGAGCGCGCUGCCCCCGGGGGGGGGGUUGGGGGGUUUCCGUGCCCCUCCCGGUGACCGCUGUGCUGCUUGCUCUCGCCGCAGUCUGCCCCGCGGGCCGAGGCGCCGCCCCGUCCAGCCUGGCCUGCCUCUCCAGCAUCGUGGACCGCAUCUCGUGCCCCGGGGCCGCCGCCGCCCCCCGCUCGCCGCCCGCCGGCCUGGACUCGCAGCCGGGCACCCCGCGGCCCAGACUCCUCUACCACGUGCUCUGAGCGCCCCGCGCCGCCGCCGCCGCCGCCGCGCUCACGUCGCAGGCCCGGGGCUCGCCCCGCCCCUGCCUCGCUCCGCCCGGCCGGAGCCCGGCCCUGGGCUCGGGCGUGCUCUGCCGCCCUGCGGGCCUGUGGUCAGCGCCUCCCGGCACCUCCCGGCGCUCUGAGUUCCUUGGGUUUGCGCUGCUGUGUAAUCUGGGGACUUGGCUUGGUCCACACGCACACACAUACACGCAUACAUACAUAUAUGUAUAUGUCCACAGACUUACAUGCACACGCAUACAUACAUAUGUACACACAAGCACGAAUAUACAUACAUGUACAUGCACACGCAUACAUACACAUUGGCAACGCAUAGGGAGUGCAGGCAGGUGCAUGUGCAGCCCCGAGGAAAGCACUGCUGAUGCUGCUGCAUGGUCACUGCUGGCCACCCCCUCCCGGCUUCUCUACCAGCAGUGUCUGUGGCCGCCUGCAGGAGCUCCCCCCUCGCCGCCACCAUGCCCCCACUGCCACCGUCGCCACUGCCUGUGGGCAGUUGCUGUGCCCCCUCAGCCUCUGGGGGGCACGUAUCGUUCAUGUAAAUGCCCACACACAUAGGUACACAUACAUGCACACAGGGUUUGAAUUACACUUUGACUCUUUGUCUGCCAAAAAAUUGGGCUGCCCUGCCCAUCACAAUGCCCUAAUAAAAUUGGAGCCCCCACAAGGUUAUGGUUUUCAAACCUUACGGGGGGAGGGGGCGGGUCUUGUCUCCUAUGGGGGGACUCAGCCCCACCAAGCUCCCCCAUAAUUCAAAUCCUACAUGCACAUACACAUACAUGCACAUAUACCCUCACACCCACACAUACAUACAUACAUACAUACAUACACACACACAAGCAUGAAACAGGCAGUUGCAAAAGGGAGUUCCCUGCAGUACUUCCACUGCAAUGCUGCUGGUCUUAGAUGUUCAGAGGUGGCAUGCCUUUCUGAGCAUUUCUUCCUGGUUAAAACACAGGCUCUUCAGCUUUUUGCAACAGUUAGGGGCUGGGGAACCACUCCCCAAGUGACUUGAGAGGCUGUCUUCCUCCAGCAGCUCAAGCAGACAGCGAGCAGGAAGCAGUGUUGUCUAACAGCACUCUGUAUUUUUGCUAGUCCCUCUAGGGGGGUGCAUUUUGUUCUAAACACCUCAGCAUCCCCCUGGGUUGUCUCAAAAACAAAGUGUCAAAAGCUGAAAGCACGUUUGAUUCCAGUGCUGUGCUGAAGUCCCUGCUCCCAAUAAAACAUGUUAUCCCAGAAGAACUUGGCUGCUUUCCUUUGCUUGGCUGCCUUUAGUGCUGGUAGGAGUCCCUUGUAUUUACCAUGAGACUAAGUUUCUGGUCUCCUGCACAAAUCAGCACGUUGGUUACAGAUUAAAGUUUGUAAUGUCUUUGUUCCUGCAAAGACUUAGCCACAUGCUUAACAGCUAAGUGCUCAAGGCAAGUGAGGCUACUCACGAGCUCCACCUGUGGCUUCUGCAUGCAGUUUUGCAGGAUCAGGACAAAGGCCCGAGGGCUCAGAGAUCCCAUAUGUGUGUGGCCCCAGUAACUUCCAUGGUACAGAUUUGUAGGGUCAGGCAAGCCAAUAGUUUAGACCCACUCCCAUUGGCAGGCUUUUCAUUGCUUUCAGGGACUGGCUCUACAACCCUACAGUCCUUAUCCUGACAGAGCCCUCCCCUACUUCUGUGGGGUUGUGGACUGAUUGGAGGCUAUCAUAUUUGGACCUGAAGUGAUUCAGCAAACUGAUCAUGCAAAUCAAGUGCAGGUUUUGGUUUUAGCACAGCCCCGUAGAACUCUACUCUCGGCCACAUGACGGGUGUCACAGAGUAGACCUUGGCCAAGCGAAUAAGAACAAGCUGUAAACCAUGUCUUCUUUCACGUACCUCCAGAGUACAUUUAGCAAUACUCAUGCCAUUAGUAAUGUCUAUUGAUUAUUAUUAUUACUACCAUACUAGUAGUGCAUUUCAACAAGUCAAUGAUUGAAAAAUAAUUUGUUUUUAACAAAUACCUUUCAUUCUCUAUGUCACUUUAUCCAUCAUUCCCCACCAUGAAAUGUGGCCAGGCACAAGGAAUAACCCAAGAGCUAUUAUCCAAUUCAGAAAGGAGAGAGGGGUGCCUUCACUAGAUCUCUGGAACUACCCAAGAGGACAGAGGGUGUAACAGACCUCCUGGUGGGGAGGUGAGCAAGCUUCCCUAGCAUGGGAUGAAGGCUGCAUCUGUUGCACUCAUGUCCUUGUCAACCAUGGGUGGCCUGGAGGACUGGGAUUGAGAGCGUUUCACCGCUAAGCCUUUGGGCUUGUAGUGAAUGACACCAAACUUUGGCGGCCUCUCUAGAAUGAGCUGAUGUGCUCACUCUAUUUCCUCCUGAGACAUGGUCUUCCUACAAACAACAAUUGGCUGUUGCAGAGCAGAGGAUGAGGAGUAUAUGUGCACAGAGUCUGGUUCCCAUCAAAACAAGUCAAGUUGCAAUUUGUGAAGCCCCAGGCAUACAAGGGACACAAUCUAAAACCACUGAUGACCAGGAGGUAAGUUAUCAGGGUCAACACUGAUAGGAAUUGUGGAGAUGGCU
Messenger RNA from Alligator mississippiensis (American alligator), 3505 nucleotides. RefSeq names its product myogenic factor 5 (gene MYF5). The record is from RefSeq and is a predicted model, not a curated record. The transcript is spliced from 2 exons. Gene Ontology annotation, molecular function: protein dimerization activity; RNA polymerase II cis-regulatory region sequence-specific DNA binding; DNA-binding transcription factor activity, RNA polymerase II-specific. Lineage: Eukaryota; Metazoa; Chordata; Crocodylia; Alligatoridae. Gene Ontology annotation, biological process: positive regulation of myoblast differentiation; muscle organ development; regulation of transcription by RNA polymerase II. The coding region runs from base 92 to 922 and encodes 276 amino acids.